Messenger RNA from Cajanus cajan (pigeon pea), 1689 nucleotides. Its product is annotated as tubby-like F-box protein 2. The record is from RefSeq and is a predicted model, not a curated record. Gene Ontology annotation, molecular function: protein binding. Lineage: Eukaryota; Viridiplantae; Streptophyta; Magnoliopsida; Fabales; Fabaceae.
UCAUUCGUUACUUUUUGCACCAAAAAAUAAUUUAAAAAAAAUGGUGGAUAGAUAAUGCGGAUCCGAUUGAAGCCACACGAUUCAGGAACCUUGUUCUCGAGCCGCGAUGGCGGUGGCGGUGGCCGGCGGUUGGUAGUGGCGGAGGAGUAACACACGUUUUGUGUUGUGACUUGUGAAGAAGAUUCGUAAGCUGUGAGAACAUGUCGUUGAGAAGCAUAGUCCGUGAACUCAAGGAGAUGAGAGAUGGAAUUGGCAGCACAUCAAAGCGGGGUGCAGAAAGCAAGCGUCGGCUCAGUAGGACAAAGUCCUAUGUAGCUCCAGAUGUUCUUGUAACACCAUCUGAACUUAUUCAACAGGGACAAUGGGCAAAUCUACCAUCAGAAUUACUUUUAGACAUAAUACGGAGGGUUGAAGAGAGUGAGACUUCUUGGCCUGCCCGUGCUGUUGUUGUCUUUUGUGCUUCGGUAUGUAAAUCAUGGAGGUCUAUUACAAAAGAGAUUGUCAAGACUCCUGAACAAUGUGGAAGGAUCACAUUUCCUAUUUCAUUGAAGCAGCCUGGUCCCCGUGAUUCUCCAAUACAGUGCUUUAUCAGGAGGAACAAAGAAACUUCUACAUAUCUAUUGUACUUUGGUCUGGUUCCAUCAGAGAAUGAUAGUAAUAAGUUGUUAUUAGCUGCCAAGAGGAUAAGAAGGGCAACAGGCACCGACUUUGUCAUAUCCUUGGCUGCAGAUGAUUUUUCUCGAGCCAGCAGCAAAUAUGUUGGUAAACUGAGGUCUAACUUUUUGGGUACCAAGUUCACCAUACAUGACAGUCAACCUCCACACGAUGCUGCAUUUCAACAAAAUUGUCAAUCUAGUAGGAGAUUUCAUUCUAAACAGGUGUCACCAAGAGUUCCAGCUUGUAGCUAUAUUGUUAGCACUGUUUCCUAUGAGCUGAACGUCCUCUGCACUAGAGGGCCAAGAAAAAUGCAAUGUGUCAUGAACUCCAUACCUGUCUCAGCUAUUCAGGAAGGGGGCAAUGCCCCAACUCCAACAUCUUUCCCUCAACUUUUUGAUGAACCUUUCUUUCCAUCACCAGCUAUCAAAAAGAAAGUUCCAAUUACAGAUUUAAGCUCUGCAAGCUAUUCAGAGCAACCAGUAUUGAAUCAAGGCUCAAUUGAGCCGUUAGCACUAAAAAACAAGGCUCCCAGGUGGCAUGAACAGCUACAGUGCUGGUGCCUAAACUUCAAAGGUCGUGUUUCAGUGGCUUCUGUUAAGAACUUUCAACUUGUAGCUGCUGUUGAUCCAUCUCAUAAUAUUUCUGCUGAGGAGCAAGAAAGGGUAAUCUUGCAGUUUGGAAAGAUUGGAAAAGACAUAUUCACCAUGGAUUACUGUUAUCCACUAUCUACCUUCCAAGCAUUUGCCAUUUGCUUGAGCAGCUUUGACACUAAACCAGCCUGUGAAUGAGAAGUGUAACGACGUUGUGAUUAUUGAUUGUCAAUCAUGGUGGUAUGCUGCUGAAAAUAUUAGCUGUGCAGCCGUUUGUAUUCUCCCCUUGAAUUUGUUGUUGAUUCUGGAAUUUGUUCUAUAUGUUGUUUCGUGGUCCUGUAAAAUUAAAUUAAAUGAACUUUAGUGAAUUCUAUAUAUGUUUAUGGUAUUCCUCACUCACGAAUGUUUUGAUUUGCUUAAAUACUGAAAUUUCAGUUGUGGA